Molecule: messenger RNA, 785 nt
Organism: Gossypium raimondii (Peruvian cotton)
Lineage: Eukaryota; Viridiplantae; Streptophyta; Magnoliopsida; Malvales; Malvaceae
Product: probable E3 ubiquitin-protein ligase RHG1A
Exons: 4
Coding region: 227-613 (128 amino acids)
Molecular function (GO): ubiquitin protein ligase activity
Source: RefSeq, a predicted model, not a curated record
GCACUGAAUUCAGUGUUUGAAUCCUUUUUAACGACUCUCUCUCUCUCUCUUCCUCUAUUACUUCUAAUAUAAUUUUAUGUUCAUAAUUUAGGAACCAUAAUUAUCCAUCCAAAAUUUCAUUCAUUUCCCACUUCAAAUAACCUUCCUUUUCUAUGUUUGGCUGAUCCCAACGCCUCUUUGGAAGCUUCAUUCAUUUCAUCUUUCUCCAGAGCACCUUGCUGUGACAAUGAUAGUACGUAAUAUGCUUAUGGGGGAAAGAAUACAUUCACGAGACCGAUUUAGCAACUGGAGGCUUGAUAUUGACAACAUGUCAUAUGAGCAAUUACUGGAGCUUGCAGAUAAGAUAGGGUAUGUCAACACUGGAUUGAAAGAAGAAGAGAUAAGUAGAUGCAUAAGUAAAAUUAAGGGGUCGAUGAAGAAUGAUUUAGCACCAAACAAACCCAUGCAUGUGGAUAACAAGUGCAGCAUUUGUCAGGAGGAAUAUGAAGAUGAAGGAGAUGAAGAGAUGGGGAAGCUAUGUUGUGGACACAGUUUUCACAUUCAAUGUAUAAAGCAGUGGCUGCUGCAGAAAAAUGCUUGCCCUGUUUGUAAGACUGAGGCAUCACCUCGAUGAUAGCAGCAGCAGCAGCAGCAGCAGCCAUGGAUGGAUUCAAUUUAACCCACUUGUUGGUGGUUUACUUACUGUUUCAUUUAUUUUAGUUUAGUCCAAAAUUAGCGUUUAUAUGGAUGACAAUGGUAGCAACUUUGCCUCCAAAUCAAAUAUGAUGGUGAUUGUUUUGCUUUCA